CAAUUUUGUGAGGUUAGCCACUGUCAUUUUUCCGCAAUUUUCUUUCACUGUUUUUGAGUUUUUGAAGCAGUACAAGUGUGUAGCUUCAGCUUUCCUCCUCCUUUCAAGUAAGUUUUCUAAUGGCUGGUGUCGAGGACCUCGACAGUGGAUUAGAAUCAAUGAACGAAGGAAGUAAAGACUUAACUCCGGAAAAAAUCACUGCCCAGUUGGUGGAAAGUCUCGACGAUGAUUUGGAUGAGGACUGCGAAGAUGAAACUUUGAGUGAAAGAUUAUGGGGCUUAACAGAGAUGUUCCCCGAAGGACUCAGGAAUAAGACUCAUUCGCUCUGCAAGGGCUCCCAAAAUCUUGUCAAAACUUUGUACCAUUAUUCACGAUUAUCAGCGUGGAUCUUCUUCAGUUCAUCGACUAUAUUAGUCGCUCCCAUCAUUUUUGAAAUUGAACGCUGCCAGAUGGAAGAAGUUCAGAAAUAUCAACAGAAACAGGCACUGCUGGGCCCUGGAGUUGCACCCCGGUAAAUGUUAGUCCAGAGAAUAGUCUCUUUUAUCAUGAAAAGUAAUGGAAAAAAGUCCUACUCUUUUGUUUAAAUUUUACCAUGGAUACUUCAGUUUAAAUUCUAGGUUUAAAAGUUUAACUUCAAUGCAUUUCACCUGGUUUGAGCAAAGGAUUUUAUUUUUCACUCUUUUUUAAUUGUAGCUAGUCAACUGCCGUCACUUUUCCAUCUGAAGGCUUUUGUUUUUUCUUAAUACAUAGCACUUUUUGUAUCUUCUCUUAUGGUUUGAACCGUAUUUCAUGUUCCAAUGAACAUUGUUCCUGUAUUCAUAUUGUUUCCUGUUUUUCCAUUUUAUUUUUGAGUUUGGGAAACUUGUAUGUGUGUACAUGAUAAGUGGGAAGUGUUUGAUGUUUGAAAUGUUAUCUCAGCCUCAAAAAUAUAAUAAGUUUCUAGCUAUGAU
This is a messenger RNA of Bemisia tabaci, 950 nucleotides long. It is a transcript of the gene mge, whose product is annotated as translocase of outer mitochondrial membrane 22 homolog mge. The record is from RefSeq and is a predicted model, not a curated record. Gene Ontology annotation, biological process: intracellular protein transport. Lineage: Eukaryota; Metazoa; Arthropoda; Insecta; Hemiptera; Aleyrodidae. Gene Ontology annotation, cellular component: mitochondrial outer membrane.